UCCGGACCCUGCAAGGGAGGAGAGGGGAGGGAACAUCAGUGCGGGCGAUACAGCAGCCGGGCCCGGACACAUCUCUCCCAGCCAAAACCGCUGCGCUGAGCUGGAACCUUGGACCAGGAAGUGCUUGUGCAACCCACCCACUCAGCCUCGCCUGGCUCUUGGCGUCGGAGGGGCUGCCCUCUGUCCGAUUUCCUCGCUAUCUGGGAAAGCAGCUGGGCCUUCACUCACUGGACAUCUCAGGCAGCGGUAGGAUGGCUUCAGGUAGGGAAGAACCUUCGCUGUUUUGAAACAAAAGAUCCACGGAGGGCCACGGUCCCGGCAAUUGCAGCCUGCACGUUCUCUCCCAGGGCCUUCCCACUGCCUGAAGCAUUUUCCUGUUGACCUACGCACCUCCAUGGAUGGCAAGUACAAAGAGCUUGCUGAGGAACUGUUUUGUCGCUCACUGGCUGAGAGUGAAAUGCGCAGUGCCCCAUAUGAAUUCCCAGAAGACAGCCCCAUUGAACAGUUAGAAGAGCGGCGCCAGCGGUUGGAGCGGCAGAUAAGCCAGGAUGUGAAAUUAGAACCUGACAUUUUACUCAGAGCCAAACAGGACUUCCUGAAAAUUGACAGUGCUGCCGACCUACAAUUAUUUAAAGAGCAGGGUGAAGACCUGGUAGAUCACCUUCCAAAAGAACGAGAUGUACUUUUGGAGAGAGAGUUCCAGAGGGUCGCCAUCUCCGGAGAAGAGACAUGUGGGGUGCCCUUCACAGACCUGUUGGAUGCUGCUAAAAGUGUGGUCAAGGCAUUGUUCAUUCGGGAGAAGUACAUGGGGCUUUCUCUGCAGAGCGUCUGCAAGACCACAGCCCGAUUCCUGCAGGAUCUUUCAGAAAAACCCUUAGCCCCCCGGAUGUAUGAGGAGAUCCCUGAGACUCCUGUGGCUGCAGAUGCUCCAGUACAUCCACCAUUUACAAACCAGCAUCCUUACGAGAAGUGUGAUCCUGAAUCGAUGCCUGGAGAUCUUGGCUUUGGCCUUAGGAUGGUCAAUGGAGUAGUUCAUGUGUACACCAAGCCGAGCAUCACUGACAAGACCACUGAACUGGACUUGCCUUAUCCUGACCUGCAGGAGUUUGUGGCUGACAUGAACGUUCUGAUGGCUCUGAUCAUCAAUGGUCCCAUAAAAUCCUUCUGCUAUAGGCGACUGCAAUACCUGAGUUCAAAGUUCCAGAUGCACGUCCUACUCAAUGAGAUGAAAGAGCUCGCUGCUCAGAAAAGGGUGCCACAUCGUGACUUCUACAAUAUCCGGAAGGUGGACACACACAUUCAUGCGUCAUCCUGUAUGAAUCAGAAGCAUCUGUUACGCUUCAUCAAACGAGCUAUGAAGAAACAUCUGGAAGAAAUUGUUCACGUGGAGAAGGGCAAGGAGCAAACCCUUAAGGAAGUCUUUGAGACCAUGAAUCUCACAGCAUACGAUCUCAGCGUAGACACUCUUGAUGUCCAUGCGGAUCGUAACACAUUUCAUCGUUUUGACAAGUUCAAUGCCAAAUACAAUCCCAUAGGAGAAUCUGUUCUGCGUGAGAUUUUCAUUAAGACAGACAACCGAGUCUCUGGAAAAUACUUUGCUCAUAUCAUCAAGGAAGUGAUGUCUGACCUAGAAGAGAGUAAAUAUCAGAAUGCAGAACUGCGGCUCUCUAUCUACGGCCGAGCACGGGAUGAGUGGGAUAAGUUGGCCAAGUGGGCUGUUACACACAAAGUGCAUUCCAACAACAUACGCUGGCUGGUGCAGGUGCCUCGGCUGUUUGAUGUAUACAAAACAAAGAAACAGUUGGCCAACUUCCAGGAGAUGCUGGAGAACAUUUUCUUACCGCUCUUUGAAGCUACCAUCAAUCCUGCUAGCCACCCAGAGUUGCAUCUCUUCUUGGAGCACGUGGAUGGUUUUGAUAGUGUAGAUGAUGAGUCCAAGCCAGAACACCAUAUCUUCAACUUGGACAGUCCCUUGCCUGGCAACUGGGUGGAAGAAGAUAACCCACCAUAUUCCUAUUACCUUUAUUACACAUAUGCUAAUAUGGUGGUGUUGAAUCAUCUGCGUAGGAAGCGAGGCUUCCACACCUUUGUGCUGCGACCCCACUGUGGGGAGGCAGGACCCAUCCAUCAUCUUGUGUCAGGGUUCAUGCUGUCAGAGAACAUAUCUCACGGCCUCCUGCUCCGCAAGGCACCUGUGUUGCAGUACCUCUACUACCUGGCUCAGAUUGGCAUUGCUAUGUCUCCACUUAGCAACAACAGUCUGUUCUUAAGCUACCAUCGUAAUCCACUACCAGAGUACCUGUCUCGGGGCCUCAUGGUCUCCCUGUCCACAGAUGAUCCCCUGCAGUUCCAUUUCACUAAGGAACCCUUGAUGGAGGAAUACAGCAUUGCUACACAGGUCUGGAAGCUCAGCUCCUGCGACAUGUGUGAACUUGCACGCAAUAGCGUGCUGAUGAGUGGCUUCUCCCACAAGGUAAAGAGCUACUGGCUUGGGCCCAACUAUCUGAAGGAGGGGCCUGAGGGCAAUGACAUCCGGCGCACCAAUGUGCCAGACAUCCGGGUAGCCUAUCGCUAUGAGACACUUUCCCAGGAGCUGACCCUCAUCACCCAGGCUGUGCAGACAGAGGAGCUGGAGACCAUCCAGGAGGAAGACCUUCUGACUAUGAGUUCUAGCCGGGAUGGUCGCUGAAAGAGACCCGUCCAUAAUCGGUCUCCCUUUCAGCCCCACGCUGGCUUGGCAAGCUGGGGCUGUUCUGUGAACGCAAGGAGAGCCUGACCCACCUCCCUCGUCCCAGAGACUUUUCUACUUUCCCAUCGUGCGUGUGUGUUUUUUCUUCUGUAUCUCCUGGAAAGGUUUUCAUGUUUUCUUUGCACUUGGUAACCUGCUGGGGCCUCCUGAGUGGUAAAUGAUUAGAAGCUUCUCCAGGAUUCAGGUCCAGGGACCAAGGAGAGCAUCUGUAGUGUGGGAAAGGCUGGUCAGAUUGUUUGUAAGCCAAAGAGGUAGGAAGGAAGCAUUCCAGUUCACUGCUGAAUAAACUCUGGAAGUCCUGGAACGUGAACACAGUUGCUCUGCGGCAAAACGAAGCACCAGCGUGUCACCACGUGUCCUGAGUGAAAUCUGGCUGUGCCUAGGCCAAAGUGUUCUGAGGGUGCCUUGUGCUACCUUGCUUUUGUUUCAGGGGGUUCCCAUUGGCUGGCCAAGCAUCUUUGAGGGGCUUGAGCCAGCCCUGCGUUGUGCCAUCAGGGCAGCACGUUGCUGUCAAUCUCACUAUGUGAGAGCCUCCACUUUUCAGUGUUAAGCUCUUGUAUGAAGUGUGGCAAGAGACAGAUUCUUUGCCUUUCCUUUCAAAGCCCGAUAAUGCUUGUCUUUUUUGGCUCAGGGAAAGCACUAACUUUUGAUUCCCUCCAUGCUUUAAAGGUGAAUGACUGUGUGCUACCUGGGACAGGGUGGACUUGAGAGAAUAGAGAUACUGCUGUUAGCAUGCCAAAUAUUGGCAUUUUUAACUUGUUCUGUACCUUUUGUAAAGCUCUUGGUCUCCCUCUACAACCAAGUACUAUAAAAAGUUCAGUGUGGUUAUUCAUGUAACAAGGAGAUUGAAAAUGAUUCUGGCAGGGGAAAAAUAAGGUAGCCCCCAUGGAGGAAAGACUUGGAGCCAAGAUACCUGCCUAGCAUGGAAGGAGUUUGGCAGAAAUGAUUACAAUUACUAUUAUACACCUUAGGUUCAAAAUGGAGAUGAUGAAGGAGGUCUGUGACAGCUCUGUUUUUAAAGCAAAUUUUUAAGUAGCUUCAGGCUUGAUUAGAUCAGUGACACUUGCCAACAAUUGGGGGACAUGUGGAAUUGUUUAAGCCAUUUACUGGGUCUAAACUGUGUUCCCAAAGUUGCUACUAGCUGAGGGAUGAUAGUGUCCUGUAGAGUUAAUUGCAAUUACAGGAGGAGGGGUUGAUAAAUCAGAAUCCUUGUCCAUGAAGGAAGAGUUUAUACACUCUGGCAGUGUUGCCCCGUAUUUUGACUGCUUCUCCUGGCAGCUGCUUUAAAGUUUAGGUUCCACCCCCACCCGUCACUGUUCUAGUGCCUAAUGCAGGAGCUCACUGGGAGAUGGAAAUUGCUUUUUGCUGGUUAGACUGCAGAGGAUUCAAACUGCUUGUUACACCUGACCCUCUUUUUCUUUUGAGUUGGGUUUGUGGGGGGGGGGGAGAGAGAG
This is a messenger RNA of Python bivittatus (Burmese python), 4203 nucleotides long. It is a transcript of the gene AMPD2, whose product is annotated as adenosine monophosphate deaminase 2. Gene Ontology annotation, molecular function: AMP deaminase activity. NCBI's taxonomy places the organism in Eukaryota, Metazoa, Chordata, Lepidosauria, Squamata, Pythonidae. Gene Ontology annotation, biological process: IMP salvage; AMP metabolic process. Gene Ontology annotation, cellular component: cytosol. The record is from RefSeq and is a predicted model, not a curated record.